GUCUGCGAACACCCACCACGACCACGACUGUACCAUGUCUGCGAACAUCCUUGACCCGUCUGCUCUCAUCCAGGCCAUCCCGUCUAAGCUUCCCCAUACCAAAACGCGUCUCGAAUCGCCACAAGAUGGGAUCGCUGUACUCCUGCAUACCGCCCUGUCUGCACUCGGCUUCCGUCUGAUCGCUGUUGACGAGAACUCUCCGGCGCGCACCUUCGAUAACAGCGUGCUUCCCGAAGAGUGGAACCAACAUGGCCCAGGACACUACACAUUCAGGUACAAACAUGAGCAGAGCAGUCUUGAAUUUGUCGUCAAAGUAGGGAAACUCGGGUCGCGUACCAUGAUCAACUCCAUUGCGCUUGAGAGCGACAAAGCCGCCACACUUGACAUCUCUACCAAUGACUUCGUCUCGCCAUCAUUCUUCCCUCACGACUUGUCUGCUACGGAUGCUCAGCCUCUCAUCCAUGGCUUCAUCUCGUCCAAUCGAGUAGCGGAUCUCAUAUCCCAAUUCCAACUCACGACCAUCCAGAAGCUGAUCCCCGGCCUACGCAAGGAAGGCUAUACUGAGUCGGAGGAUGUUUCGUCCAAUGCGAGUGGUAGCAGGCCAAGACCUGACGCCCCCCCUCGUGCUCACCCUCCGGUGUAUGUGCCGCCGAAUGCUCCAGUUCGCUCGCCACUGGUCGUUCCUCCUCGGAAUCCUUUUGAGAUCGGUAGACGAGACCUUGAUCCACUGCCUCGCAACCCAUUCCAGCCUCCGUCUCUGUUCCCCAACAACGGAGACGAUGGGAUGUUUGUUGGGCCGAACCACCCUAUAUUUGGACAGGGCAUGAGAGGACAAGGCCCUGGUGGACGGGGGCCUUGGGGUGGCGAUGGCUUCUUGCCACCGAUGGGAGCGCCUCCGGGUGCACGUUUUGACCCUAUUGGACCUGGCCCACUUCCUAUGCCCGGCAGGGGUCCUUUCCCUGGCAUGCCUGGCUCCGGGAACAUGCGUGACCCUGACAAUGACGACUUCAUGCCCCCUGGCGCGGGAGAUAUGUUCAUGUAAGAUGUAGGAAGAUGACAAUAUUAGGCAGUUGGAUUGGAGAUUGUGUACGCACGUGUAUAUGUAUGACUAUGAACGGUGGCGCGUUAUGAGAUCUGUGUGCCAUCACUGCUACGUGGCGGUCUCAUCAAAUGUAACAUCGCCAUUUAUUGUGCUGUGUCCGGGACCAUUCCCGCGGUCAAACAUUGGCCAAGCACGAGGAACAAUAGGACAAAGCGUGUGGCUUUCUUGUGUACAUGUGAGGUCAGACUGCCCGCCUAUAAAAGCUGUUCUUCUGCAGC
Molecule: messenger RNA, 1320 nt
Organism: Rhodofomes roseus
Lineage: Eukaryota; Fungi; Basidiomycota; Agaricomycetes; Polyporales; Fomitopsidaceae
Product: PI31 proteasome regulator N-terminal-domain-containing protein
Exons: 4
Coding region: 35-1042 (335 amino acids)
Biological process (GO): proteasome-mediated ubiquitin-dependent protein catabolic process
Molecular function (GO): endopeptidase inhibitor activity; proteasome binding
Source: RefSeq, a predicted model, not a curated record